AUGUCGCAGCAGCACCAGGAGCAGCAGCACGAGCUGCAGCAGCAACAGCAGCAGCAGCAGCAACAUGAGCUGCAGCAAAGGCGCCACAAGCAGCAGCAGCUGCAGCAACAGCAACAGAUGAAGCAACUAGAUGCUGGUGAACCGUGCGGCGUCACUGCUACAAACAACAGCAGACAUUUGUCAGAACCGCAGCAUCAGCAGCAGCAGCAUCAGCAGCAGCAGCAGCAUCAAGAGCAGCAGAAGCAGCAUCAAGAGCAGAAGGCGCAGGAUUACCCGGCGUCGCACAGUGAGCAGCAUGUCUUGCUGCAGCAGCGGGGGCAGGAGCUGGCAGAGCAGCAGCCAGAGCAGGAGCAGCUGCAGCAACAGCAGCAGCAGCAACAGCAGCAACAGCAGCAGCAAGAGCUGCAGCAGCAGCAACAGCAAGAGCUGCGGAAGCAGCAGCAAGAGCUGCAUCAGGAUCAGCAGGAAGAGCUGCAGCAGCCAGAGCAGCAGCACGAGGUGAAGCAGCACGAACUGCAGCAGCAGCAGCAGAAGCAGCAGCAGCAGCAGCAGCACGAGCUGCGGCCUUAUGUCCGCGUACCCCCUCCCUCUGGUGGGGGUUCUGUAUGCGUAGAUGUAGCAGUGCUUGGCUCCAGCCUCUGCAGCACUCUCAUCUGCGCUGCCCUAAGCCGCAGGGGCCUCCUAUGUCUCCUCUGUGAGCCGUCUUUAACUUAUGGGGGCCCCCACCGUAGCAUGCGCCUCGAGGAGCUGCUGCAGUGGGCGGAGGGGGGGCCCGGGCGGGGGCCCCCCUGGGGCCCAUCAGGCUCACCUGGGGGCCCCCCGUGGGGCCCUGAUGACGAGGAAAGGAGACGGUCGCUCAAGAAGGGUUUGCCUCCCUGCCCUUGCUGCUGCCACGACACUGCAGCAGAUAGGGGCCCCUCUGAAAGCCCAAGGGGGGCCUCAGGGAGCGAGCAGGUUGUAGCGCACGAGGAAGCUCCGAGUGGGGGCCCCAAAGGGGCCCCCUGCUCUCCUGGGGAGCCAAGGAGCCCCCGGCUGGGGCAGGAGCAGCAGCAGCAACAGCAGCAGCAGCAACAGCAACAGCAGCAGAAAGACAUACCUGGUUCCCUAGGGAACGCUGGUGUGGGGUUCGCCCGCCUUUUGAGGGCCACGCGGCGCAGGGGCCCCUCCACUGCAGCAGAUAAUCUCCGCGGGGGCCCCCCUGUUGCGGGGGCUGCAUCUGGGGGCCCCGGGGGUCUUGGUCCCUCUGAGGGGGCGGGUGGGGGGCCCCCAGGUUUGGGGGAGGGUCCUGAUGGGGGCCCUGCAGGGCCCCCAGGCCCCCCUGCCCCACCAGGGGCCCCAGGGGCCCCCCAUUUGUAUAGGAAGGGAGAGGGGGGCCCCUUCGGGGACGGGUUUGAACGGCGGUGGUACUGCUUUGGGCCCUUUCUGGAGCCAGCAGAGGCCGUGGGGGGAGAGGAGACACUUGAGGAGGAGGGAGGAGACACUGAAGAAGAGACAGAGACAGAUGCCAGCAGCACAGAUUCAGCUUCAACAGACGCCACAGCAGAGACAAGCUACACUGCAACCACCAGCAGCACCACAGACACUCUACAAACCUCGAGAACCAACAGACCUGCUGCAAGACCCCCGCCGCUGCUGCAGCCCCCUGCUGCUGCUGCUGGCGCUGCUGCUGCUGCUGCUGGUGCUGGUGCCGCUGGGGGGCAUUGGGGUGCGGGGCCCGUCAGCAGCCCCGCGCCUUCGCUCCAGAGGCCCUGUGGAGACUCUCCUGCUAGCGAAAGUUUGCAGCAGCAGCAACAGCAGCCGCAGCAGCCGUUGCUGCUGCAGCAAACCUCCAGCUCCCAUCACGAUCCUCUUACUGCAGCGCUUCAUCACAGGAGACCUGCGGAGAUGCCGCUGGCUGAACUUGGAGGAGACCGCAGCAGCACCCCACUGGCUUCUCCUGCUGAGCCACCUUGUGCUGCAUCUGCUGCAGCAGAAGAAGAAGCAGCAGCGGCGGGAGCAGCAGCUGCGGCGGAAGCAGCAGCAGCAGCAGCGGGACCAGCAGCAGCAGCGGGAGCAGCAGCAGCAACAGCAGACGUGGGCCUGGCGGAGGCGGUCGAGGUGGCAGCGGCGGAAGCGGCAACUGCAGCAGCUCAAGCUGCAACUGCAGCAGCAGCAGCAGCCGCAGCAGACGCGGCAGCAGCAGCAGGGGAACCUCCCGGAAGUGUGGAGGCACAGCGGCUGCAGAUGAAACAUGAAUUGAUGGCAGAGGGGUCUCGCUUCCUUAUAGACCUUAUGCCCAAGUGUAUAUACACCUCAAGCGACAUAAUAGAUGUGCUGCUUGAGAGCGGGGCAGCGAGGUACUUGGAGUUCAAGACCUGCGACGCAGCUGUACUGACAGCAGAGCUGCAGCAGCAGCAGCAGCAAGAAGACGCGGAGGUAGCUGUUGCAGCGCCGGUUGGCUCGCAGCAGCAGCAAGGGCGCGAGCAGCAGCAAGAGCAGGAGGAGCAGCAACACGACGGUGACCGCUCUGCUGCAGCUGCUUCAGUGGUUGUUGGGUUAAAUGCAUUCAUUGCAGCUGAGGCUGCUGCUGCGGACAUGCGCUCGAGGGCCCCCUUCGAGGGGGCCCCCCCGCGAGGGCGGGCCUCAGGGGGAGAGGGGGCCCCCGCUGCUGCACGAGAUGCCUUAGGGGUGUCUCCGCUUAUUGAAAAGAUUGUGCUGGAGCCGACUCCUUUAAGCAAGAGCCAUAUAUUUCAUUUUGCUUCGCUGUCUCUUGCUGAGAGGAGAGCUCUCAUGCGCUUUGUUGCUGCUGCGGGGGCCCCCCCUCCAACCACCGUCAGCGCCCCUUUUGCUUCUGCAGCCAACUGGAGGCCCCAGGGGGCCCCUGCUGCAGCGGCACGAAGCACAGCAGCAGAUGCCGCUGCAACGACAGAUACAGCAGCAACGAAAGCAGCAACUAACCGCGACGAAGGAGAUUGCUGGGACUGCUACCUCGAGCAGCAAGGCUUGAACUCUCACCUGCGGCGGCUGCUGACUUAUGGGGUGUGUCUCUGUGAAGAGCCCUUGCUGCCCGCGGCAGCCGCACCCCCAGCAGCAGCAGCAGCAGGAGCAGCAGCAGGAGCUGCAGCAGGAACAGCAAGGUGCAAGGGUGGACAUGUUCGUCGUUGGAGUGUCUCAGAGGGGCAGAGCCGACUGCAGCUGUUUAUUGCGGGCUGCGGUUUGUAUGGCUGUAAGGGGGCCCCCUUACUGUACCCUCUUUACGGCUCUGGGGACCUGCCGCAGGCCUUCGUACGUGCAGCAGCUCUCAGUGGGGCCCUUUGCAUGCUGGGGGCUGCGGUGGAGAGGCUGCAGUUCGUGGCUCCUCCCACACAGCAGCAGCAGCAGCAGCAAGUGCAGCAGCUGGAGCAAGAGCAGCAGCAAAACCAGCAGCAGGAGCAGCCGCAGAAAGAAAGCCAGCAGGAAGCCGAGACGGACGGGGAGGAAGACGCGGAGGAGCUGUCGUCGAAGCUGCAGCGCAGCAGCAGCAGCUUGGUGCUGCACUGCAGCAACGGCGAGCGGGUGCUUACAAAGCUGCUGCUGUAUGAAGGCGGAGCCCUCCCUGCCCCCAACACAGAGCCCCUCAUCUUGAGGAAACAGGCCCAAGCCUUCUACCGUUCGUGCUCCUCUGUCCAGCAGCAGCAGCAGCAGCAGCAACAGCAGCAGCAGCAACAACAACAGCAGGACCAGGACCAAGAACAGACGCAAGAUAGUAGUAGCACAACUGAAAUGGAAGGCAGCGGAGUGAACGCUACAGCAGCAGCCCCGACAGCAACAGCAGCAGCAGCUGAGGCAGCAGCAGCGGCUGGGCAGGCCGCUGCAGCGGCAACGCGAGCUAGCGAAACAUCAACGAAGGCAAAUGCCGUAGAAGAUGCAGAACCGUCAGGAGGAGCAGCAACAGGCGCAGCAGCAGCAACAGCAACAGAAACAGGGGCCGCAGCAACAGCAACAGCGGCCGCAACAACAGCAGCAGCAGCAGCAACAGCAGGAGGCAGCAAGGAGAUGGCAGUGGCCCCGUCGUGCUGCCGCCUGCUUGCAAUAUGUACAGAGCCUGUCUUAGGAGGUCCUGGCUUUAGAAUGGGUGUUGUUGUCGCGCAUGCAGCCUGCAGUGACACCCCACCGCGUGCUGCUGCUGCUGCUGAAGAUUCCGGCAGCUCCAACAGCAGCACCAACACCAGCAGCAGCAGCAACAGCCACGCUGAGGCCGAGCUGCCCGUACAUGUGCUGCAGACCGACUCAGCAAGUGCCGUUACCCCUAAGGGGUAUUUCUUGCUGCACUUAUCUCAUGUUUGUUCUGCUGCAGUUCGUUGCUGCAGCGAUUUUCCGCCUGGACAGCAGCUGCAGCAGCAGCAGCAGGUAUUCCCUGCGGCUGCUUCCGCUGCCCCCGGUGCAUGCGGCUGCUGCAGCAAUGGGACGGGUCGUUUCCGUUGUAUUGGGGGAGGGGUACAGGAGUCAGCAGCAGCACGGGGUGUACGUACAGCUACUUGCGGCUGCGGGGUUGAUGUGCACUGCUGCUCCGUCCUGCUGCGGGUCCUGAGGGCUCUGUUGCGAUCUGCAGGAGGCCUCCGUAGCUGCUACUUUCUCUGUUCGUUUCGGUAUACUCAACAUGUUGCUGCAGCAGCAGCAGCAGCAGCCGCAGCAGCAUCUGCAAUAGUGCCAUUGCCUCUUCCUGCUGCACUGUCACAGCCUCAGCAGCAGUUGCAGCAGCAGCAGCAACAGCAGCAAGCCCAGUCAGAUGCAGCCGCAGCAGCAACGGUGAUGGCUGCAGCGAGUAACGGUGACGGAGCGGCUUUACCUGAAGAUGCAGCAGCAGCAGCAGCAGCAGCAGAAGCUGGGGAUGUUAAAGAGCAGGAGGAGGACCCCGAGUUGCUGCUGCUGGGGGCAGCAAAGACGAGGAGCAGCAGCGGGACGGUGCUUUCAACAUCAGCAGCUCCGUGUGGGGUUUUGUCUCUUCCAGAUGCUUGCGUGUCUCCUUGCUUCAUGCUGCUGCAGGAGUGUGAGGGGGCGCGCCUAAUGGUGCAGGAGCUGUUGCAGCAGCAGCUGCAGCCGCAGCAGCUGAUAGGGAAGGGCCCCCAAGAGAGUAUAGAUGAAGGAGAAGGAGACACCACGAAGGGACUCGAUGACACCCUGCAGCAACUCACCGAUCUCUUGCAGGCGCAGCAGGAAGCAGCAGCAGCAACCCCACCCUAG
Messenger RNA from Eimeria acervulina, 5202 nucleotides. RefSeq lists its product as hypothetical. The coding region runs from base 1 to 5202 and encodes 1733 amino acids. Gene Ontology annotation, molecular function: GDP-dissociation inhibitor activity. Lineage: Eukaryota; Apicomplexa; Conoidasida; Eucoccidiorida; Eimeriidae. Gene Ontology annotation, cellular component: cytoplasm; Rab-protein geranylgeranyltransferase complex; cytosol. The record is from RefSeq and is a predicted model, not a curated record. Gene Ontology annotation, biological process: protein geranylgeranylation; vesicle-mediated transport; small GTPase-mediated signal transduction. The transcript has a single exon.